AUGGAAGAAACGAGGGUAGUCAUUCAAAAGGAAGAGAAAAUUAAACUGGAGAUUUUGAGGAGAAAUGAAAAUGUUUUAGGAAUGCAUGGAUAUGGUGAUGUGGAAAACUGGAAAACUGGAAGCGUGGGCAGUCAGGUAAUUUAUCAGCUUUACCUUCUUUCUGGCGGAGAAAUAGUGAAAUACAAGGCAACUAGGGAGUUGCAGGGAACAAGAGAAACACGGAUAGGAGGAGGAAUUCUAGUCUCUCCAAGCAGUUGUGCUGUUUUGAGAUUCGUGAAGAGGAUUUUCCAGAUAUCCUCGAUCAGGGAAGAAGAUUCAAUAAACUUUAGAAAAGUUUUCUCCCUCUUUGUAUGUGGAAAGGAAAAGACGGUUUGGGCCUUGCAAACUGAUUCGCAUGCAUUUAGAAGUCUUUUGUUGGUGGGUCAUUUUCAAAAACACUAUUUCUCAGAUUCGUCAAAGGAACAUUUCAAUCAUAGGCAGUUGGUUGGUUUGUCUGCAAAGGUUUCAUGCCUUACGAUUCUUUGUAGGACUUUCCCUAAAAAGGAAACCACGACAUUGGCUUCCCCAAAAGGCUUUCCUAAAAUGGCUGCGUUCUCGCGGAGCCUUUCCUCCAUUGCAGCCUCAGUGGUUUUACUAGCAAUGUUCCUGAUUUUUGCUUCUUGUCUUCUACCUUCAUAUCCAAUAAGUUCAACUGUUAAAGGGUAUUUUUAUGGUGUUGAUAGGAAAAUAGUCUUGCCUGCUUCUACCUUUGAUCAACGUGCUGAUAAGGAUGUAGAUUACAAUCAUAACAAUUCAUCAUCUGGGUCAAAUUUAGAACUGCACACAAUGAGUUCAAAUAGUACUGUUGUUGAUAAUAAUGAAAAUGCACAAGUAUCCAUUAGAUCUUCUGUUGAUAAGGAUUCGUUGCCUUCUGAGUCUAAUAAAGAGCUGCCUUCUAGUCCCAAAGGUUCAGAUGAUUCAAAAGACAAUGAGAUGCCAGAGAAACCUGUAGCACUGUCAGAACUGUCACCUAGAUCAACAGAAAAGGAGGUGGACACUUCCAGUUCUGCCUCUGGCAAUGCAUCUGAGGGCAAUUCAGUUGCUUCAGGCUGUGACCUGUACCAUGGAAACUGGUUCUAUGAUCCACAAGGGCCGUUAUACACCAACAACUCUUGCCCAGUCUUAACACAGAUGCAGAAUUGCCAGGGUAAUGGGAGAACUGACAAGGAAUAUGAGAAUUGGCGUUGGAAACCCUCUAAAUGUGAUCUCCCCAGAUUUGAUGCCAAAAAGUUUCUAGAGUUGAUGAGAGGAAAGACACUUGCUUUCAUUGGUGAUUCUGUAGCUCGAAAUCAGAUGGAAUCAAUGCUGUGUCUUCUCUGGCAGGUUGAAGUUCCAAAAAAUCAAGGAAACCGAAGAAUGCAACGGUGGUAUUUCAGGUCAACAUCUGUAAUGAUUGUCCGGAUAUGGUCCUCUUGGCUUGUCCAUCAAACAUCUGAAAAUUUUGACUUUGCUCCAGAGGGCGUUACCAAGCUGCAUCUUGAUGCGCCUGAUAAUAACUUCAUGGAAUUCAUCCCAAAGUUUGAUGUGAUUGUUAUUUCUUCUGGCCACUGGUUUGCCAAACAGUCUGUCUAUAUCUUGAGCAACGAGAUUGUGGGAGGACAAUUAUGGUGGCCAGAUCGUUCUCGUCCUAUGAAGGUCAAUAAUAUUGAUGCAUUUGGAAUAUCUAUUGAGACGAUUCUGUCUGCAAUUGUUACGCAUCCGAAUUACACAGGCCUGACCAUCGUACGUUCUUUUUCUCCUGAUCAUUAUGAGGGUGGAGCUUGGAAUACAGGUGGAUCAUGCACAGGGAAGGUAAAGCCUCUUGCAACCGGUGAAUUAGUGGAGAAUGGGUUUACAAAUAUAAUGCACAACAAACAGUUGACAGGUUUUGAACGUGCUGUUAAGAAAGCAACGAAUAAGUCCAAGUUGAGGUUGAUGGAUAUUACAGAAGCCUUUGGGUAUCGCCAUGAUGGGCAUCCUGGGCCCUACAGGAACCCCGAUCCAAAUAAGAUCACAAAACGUGGUCCUGAUGGAAAGCCUCCACCUCAAGAUUGCUUGCACUGGUGCAUGCCAGGUCCAGUUGAUACCUGGAAUGAAUUAGUGCUUGAAAUUGUAACAAGAGAAUUUGAGGGCGACCAAAACUUUUCAUCAUAAGGAUCAAUGUGUUUGAAUCCCACAUAAUUGUGAUUUUGUAAUUGAAACAGUAACAUAUUCGGUAAGAUGUAUGGUUAAAGUGAGGUAGAAGGGAGUUUGGGGGAGAAAUUACCUGUUGUCGCGGAUUGAAAUAUUGACAUCAUCCAUCAAUAUUGAGGUAUAUCAAAUGCCAGUGUAUUCACAUAGAUCUCACAUUCUUUUUUUUGAAA
Messenger RNA from Durio zibethinus, 2381 nucleotides. NCBI's taxonomy places the organism in Eukaryota, Viridiplantae, Streptophyta, Magnoliopsida, Malvales, Malvaceae. The record is from RefSeq and is a predicted model, not a curated record.